GGUAUAAGUAGUCUAGUAGUAUAAAUUUUAGUAGUAGAUGUAGAUGUGGUGGUGGUUUGAGUGAGAAAGAGGGACCUCGACUCGACUCUUCCGCGGCCGGUCUCGCCCGAUGCACUUCAGUGUUCCCUCGUACGCGGUUGAGAUCCGUUCUUGUCAGAUUACGUGCGUGAGUGCGUGUGUGUGUGCUCGAGGACCCGCGUGAUGGGACCUCGUUAUUGUCAGCUCAAGUUCACCGAGUUUCGUAGGUAGCUGUCGAUGACCAUUAUUGUUGCUGUAGACAUGCAGGAUUUAUCACCCGGGGGGCCCAUGUCAGUGAGAGUGUGAAAUUUUUUGCUAAGUGCGGGUAUAAAAGCUGAGUUACAAAUAAAGAAAUAAAUAUUCGCGAGAGAGGUAAAUAUAAAAGCUUAAGUGAGUUGUGAGUGAAACGUUACGGGGGAACUCUAAGUAAGUUGAAGGGGUUGUUGUGAGAGUGAAAGCUGGUGAUGGUGAAAGGGGCUGGAGAAUUAAAUCGACACGAUUAGAGAUAGUGUUGAAUAAAGAAAGGAGCAAGAACACGGUAUAAAACAAAGUCUUUCAAGAUUAUCUUUAAUUAACAAACAAGAGUAGUAAUAGCUGUUGAAAUAACAAUUAAAAAAUAAAAAUGUCGCUGUAUACUGUAAAUUGUACAGAGGGUCUGGUGAUACCGCUGUGGUAUCCUCUGGAAGAUAUAGGACUGACUGACAUUAUUGUUCGCGGUACCGUGUAUUUUUUAUUUCUAAUGUAUUUGUUUAUCGGUGUGUCGAUAAUAAGCGACCGUUUUAUGGCCGCGAUCGAGGUGAUAACGUCUCAAGAAAAGGAGCUGGUGGUAAAGAGACAAGAUCAAGAGCCACAGAUUGUUGUUGUAAGGGUGUGGAACGAAACGGUAGCAAACCUGACCUUGAUGGCUCUUGGUAGCAGCGCGCCGGAAAUAUUGCUUUCGGUGAUCGAGAUAUGGGCCAAAGAUUUCCAGGCGGGCGAAUUGGGACCUGGUACAAUAGUUGGUUCGGCGGCCUACAACCUCUUUGUUAUAAUAGCGCUCUGUGUGUUUGUGAUACCAAGAGGCGAGCACAGGAAGAUUAAGCACUUGAGGGUAUUCUUCGUGACGGCUACGUGGAGUAUAUUUGCCUAUGUAUGGCUCUAUAUAAUUCUCGCGGUUUCCAGCCCUGGUGUUCUCGAGGUGUGGGAAGGCCUUUUGACAUUUGCAUUCUUUCCUGCCACCGUUCUAACGGCCUACGUUGCCGAUCAGCGAUUGCUUAUCUACAAAUAUUUGCACAAAGGCUAUCGCAUGAACCAGCGUGGGGUGAUUGUUCAGGGCGAAGGAGGUGAUUCUGAAACGGGAGUUGAAUUAGAGGUUCAAGAGCACGAUGGACCGCAUCUGUUUGUUGACCGUGUUGGAGAUAGCUGUGGCCAGGAGGCACGAGAGUUCGAAUCCACCCGUCGCGACUACAUUAACACUUUGCGUGAGCUGAGGAAGAAGCAUCCGGCAUUGCCGCUAGAGCAAUUGGAAUUUAUGGCGCACGAAGAAGUUCUCGGCAAAGGCCCAAAAAGCCGGGCAUUUUAUCGCGUCUUGGCUACGAGGAAAAUGGUGGGCGCAGGAAACCUCAGCCGGAAGAUCAGCGAGCGAGCACAAAGUGACUUGAGCGAAGUCAGGGCCGAGUUGCAGAGAGUUGAGCCCGAGAGUGUCGACAUUGAACAUAUCAACGCAAUGCGAAUUUUCUUUGAACCCGCUCACUACACGGUAAUGGAAAACGUGGGAACUUUCGACAUAACUGUCACCAGAGUCGGCGGGGAUCUCAGCACACCCUGCACCGUUGACUACUUCACCGUAGACGGGACUGCAACAGCCGGAGAUGAUUAUGUUCCUGUCGAAGGCACGCUGACCUUCGAACCCGGUGAGGUCAAAAAAACUAUCCAGCUGACAGUUAUUGACGAUGAUCUCUUCGAACAGGACGAGUACUUUCAAGUAAAACUGAAGAACGUUUCGCAGCCAGCGAUGCUGGUGUCACCCAACGUCGCAACAGUUAUGAUUCUUGACGACGACCACAGCGGCGUAUUUGCGUUCCCGGUUCAUAAUAUAGAGCUGGUUGAAAGUGUCGGCCAGUAUACUUUGAAGAUAGUGCGUUACAGCGGUGCCAGAGGAUGUGUUGUUGUGCCAUACCGAACUGUCGAGGGCACUGCGAAACCUGGAAAACAGUACGUCCAUGCUGAGGGCACCGUCACAUUUGAGAACAAUCAAACCGAGAAGACGAUAACGCUCACGAUAAUUGAAGAGGACUCUUAUGAGAAGGAUGCCCUGUUUUAUGUCGAACUUAACGAGCCCCAGCUUCAAGAAGACGAUCCAGGAUUGGCUGUUGUGGCAGAACUUAAAACCCCGGAGGAGAGGAAUAAGAAAGAAAAGAUAGCAUUACUUGGCAAGCCGCGGCUGGGCGAAAUUUCUACCGCUCAAAUAAGGAUCAAGGAGUCUAAGGAGUUUAAGAAUACCGUCGACAAACUUGUGCAACGAGCCAAUGCGUCCAUUUUACUGGGUACGAGCUCAUGGAAGGAACAAUUUACGGAAGCACUUACCGUUAGCGGGGGAGACAACGAUGCCGACGAAGCUGAUGCCGAGGGUAGAGUCUCGCGCCCAUCAACGGCAGACUAUCUCAUGCACUCGCUCACCAUCUUCUGGAAAGUCCUGUUCGCCUUCGUUCCGCCCACCAACAUUGCUGGUGGAUAUUUGUGCUUCGUUAUCAGUAUCGUUGGCAUUGGCGUGGUUACUGCUGUUAUCGGAGAUGUGGCAUCGUACUUUGGGUGUACACUUGGCAUUAAAGAUUCUGUUACUGCCAUUGUUUUUGUGGCUCUGGGCACUAGUAUACCUGACACGUUUGCCAGCAAGGUUGCAGCAUGUCAGGACAAGUAUGCAGACGCGAGUGUCGGAAACGUGACCGGCAGCAACGCAGUGAACGUCUUCCUGGGCAUCGGUAUCGCGUGGAGUAUUGCCGCCAUAUAUCAUGCCUACCAUGGCAAUCAGUUUAAGGUGGAGCCUGGCAACUUGGCCUUCUCCGUGACUCUCUUUUGUUCCGAAGCCUGCAUCGUAAUAAUUGUGCUGAUGAUAAGAAGAUCGAGAGCAAUAGGUGGAGAACUCGGUGGUCCAUUCGGAAUCAAAGUAAUAACAUCGUUGCUACUUUUCUCUCUGUGGAUCUUUUAUCUGGUCAUGUCAACCAUGGAGGCCUACGGAGUAAUAAAGGGCUUCUAAGUCCAACAUCGCGGACUCGCGGCCUAAAAAAUAUUUUAAAAUAAAAUGACAUAUUUAUGCAAGCUAAAAAAACGACACAUCUGGUGUAAUUUUCGUCUUUACUACAAGACUAUUUUUAUUGUUAAACUUUUACUCAGCUGAGACUAUGUUUCUAUCUCUAUUUCUAUCUCUGUCUCUGUCUGACUAUUUCUCUUGGUAUUAUAUAGAUACUUACAUAUAAUAAUGUAAUACUUAAAGUCUAUUCACUGGCUCGGUGGAAAAAUGUCCGAAUAAAAAUAGGAGUAUAAAACUGGUAUCGGUGUCCACCGCAGCGUUGGUGAUACGAUACGAUGCCAAGUGUAAAAUAGAGAUUGAAUUUGUCGUCUCUUGGAUUUUUCUGAUUUUGCUGGGACACUUUCUUGUGCAAUACCGAUCUGCAACACUCCGCAUAACUACGAAUUACGUUUACCGAGUACGCUAUCUCAUAAAUACGAGGAUUUAAAUAAAAUGAAAAUA
Molecule: messenger RNA, 3748 nt
Organism: Microplitis mediator
Lineage: Eukaryota; Metazoa; Arthropoda; Insecta; Hymenoptera; Braconidae
Gene: Calx
Product: sodium/calcium exchanger 3
Exons: 8
Coding region: 641-3253 (870 amino acids)
Biological process (GO): cell communication; calcium ion import across plasma membrane; sodium ion transmembrane transport
Cellular component (GO): axon; sarcolemma; postsynapse
Molecular function (GO): calcium:sodium antiporter activity
Source: RefSeq, a predicted model, not a curated record